Coregonus clupeaformis (lake whitefish) is the source of this 1978-nucleotide messenger RNA. Its product is annotated as cytochrome P450 26A1. Gene Ontology annotation, biological process: sterol metabolic process. The record is from RefSeq and is a predicted model, not a curated record. NCBI's taxonomy places the organism in Eukaryota, Metazoa, Chordata, Actinopteri, Salmoniformes, Salmonidae. Gene Ontology annotation, molecular function: monooxygenase activity; heme binding; oxidoreductase activity, acting on paired donors, with incorporation or reduction of molecular oxygen.
AUGACACAACAAUUAAAGAUGAACUUUGUGUGAACUAAUUUCUGUAGCCGAGCCAAGGUAACAGGAGGCCGAGACCUGGGGACAAGGGGGAUAAAAGGCCGUGGAAACACCCAAGACUUUCAAUAGCAAACAAACUCUCACUCCACCUGAAGUCCUCACAAGUUUCUAUCUUUGGUUUGGUUACAUCGACUCGUCACGCGCACCAGUACAAUGGCUUUGCACACUUUGGUGGCGACCCUUCUGUGCACGCUCGUGCUUCCAAUCUUUCUCUUUUUAGUCGCGGUGAAGUUAUGGGAGGUUUAUUUGAUCCGUGGUCGGGAUCCCGGCUGUCGAGCCCCUCUCCCUCCUGGAUCUAUGGGGUUACCUUUCAUCGGAGAGACGCUCCAACUCCUUCUCCAGAGGAGAAAGUUCCUGCGGAUGAAACGGCAGAAGUAUGGAUACAUUUACAGAACGCACCUCUUUGGCAACCCCACGGUGCGUGUCCUGGGAGCGAACAACGUCAGACAGAUUCUGCUGGGUGAACAUAAACUUGUCGCGGUGCAGUGGCCGGCUUCCGUCAGAACUAUUCUGGGAUCAGACACGCUCUCAAAUAUGCACGGGACCCAGCACAAAAACCAGAAAAAGGCUAUAAUGAGAGCGUUCUCCCGGGAUGCUUUGGAACACUACAUCCCCGUGAUCCAGGAGGAGGUGAGGAGCGCCGUGAGGGGAUGGCUGGAGAAGGACUCCUACGUGCUGGUCUACCCGGAGAUGAAGCGCCUCAUGUUCCGUAUCGCCAUGAGGAUCCUCCUGGGCUUCGACCCGGACCAGAUCAAGACCGACGAGCAGGAGCUGGUGGAGGCUUUCGAAGAGAUGAUCAAGAACCUUUUCUCCCUGCCCAUCGAUGUCCCCUUCAGCGGCUUGUACCGGGGAUUGAAAGCCCGAAAUUUCAUCCACUCCAAAAUCGAGGAGAACAUCCAGAGUAAAAUAGACAGCGUCAAAGCGGUGAAACACAGAGACGCGCUCCAACAGCUCAUAGACAGCAGCAGGAAAGGGGAUGAGCCCUUCAGCAUGCAGGCAAUUAAGGAAUCAGCCACAGAGCUUUUAUUUGGAGGCCAUGAGACCACUGCCAGUGCAGCCACAUCGCUGGUCAUGUUCCUGGGACUCAACCCUGACAUGGUCAACAAACUCAGACAAGAACUGCACCAGAAGGAGGAAGAAGGUGUGGAUCUGCUGGGUCAGAAUGUGAACAUUGAGGUGUUGGACCAGUUAAAGUACACGGGCUGUGUCAUCAAAGAGACCUUGAGGAUAAACCCCCCUGUACCUGGAGGCUUCAGAGUGGUACUGAAGACAUUCGAACUCAAUGGUUACCAGAUCCCCAAAGGCUGGACCGUCAUCUACAGUAUUGACACCCACGACGUGGCCGGCGUGUUCCCCAACAAAGAGGAGUUCAACCCGGAGCGUUUCAUGCCAAAGCCUCGGGAGGACUCCUCACGCUUCAACUACAUCCCGUUCGGAGGCGGCUCCAGGAUGUGUGUAGGAAAAGAGUUCGCCAAGGUCCUCCUCAAGAUAUUCCUGGUAGAGCUCACACUGCACUGCAACUGGACUCUAUCGAACGGCCCCCGACCAUGAAGACCCGGCCCUACGGUCUACCCUGUUGACAACCUGCCCACUGUGUUCACUAGUUACAGCCGCACCUAGUGACAAUAACACGCCUCGUAUCAAAGCUGUGCUAUGAAAUUGUAAAUCUAAAAUAUUUGAAAUGGUUUUAGAUUAAAUGAUCCAUAUAUUAUGUUUGAUAUGUUAAUACAUAGAGUUGUGUAUAUGUUAUCUUAUGUUUUAUAGAAAGAAACGGCACUACUCUCAUGGAUCACUGGCAUUGCAUUAAGGCGUCUCUGUUAUGUACAUUUGUAGAUUUUGUUAUAUAGCUUUUUGUAUCUUACUGCAGCUUUAUUUAUGUUACACUUUCUUGUCUGGGCUUUAUUUAAUAAAAACAUGUUUU